Messenger RNA from Ilex paraguariensis (yerba mate), 207 nucleotides. The record is from the annotation of a GenBank genome assembly. NCBI's taxonomy places the organism in Eukaryota, Viridiplantae, Streptophyta, Magnoliopsida, Aquifoliales, Aquifoliaceae.
AUGAGGAAUUAUGAGUGGGAACUUUGUGCAAGAGAGGUGAAGUUUAGGCUGGCUUAUGUUGCUCCUGAAUCUAGAGUGGUGGGUGCUGGAGACUUGGUAGAUCAUCCAAAAAAAAUUGCUCUUAAUUACCUUAAAGGAUACUUUCUUAUUGAUUUGUUUGUUGUAUUACCGCUUCCUCAAGUAAGUUGCCUUUCUCUUGCAUGUUAA